AGCGAGGUGGAGGUUGGAAAGGCCACACAUUCUCCAAACAGCUCUGUGGCGUGGCCUUAUCAUCGUUUUCUCUUAAACCCCUAUCUCUUCGCCGUUUUCACUCACUCCUCUCCUUUGAGGGAAAAAUGGCUUCUACUUCUAUCGUAGGUGUUUCCUCCAUAUAUCAAACUCCCACUCCCUCUGUGGAACUAUACAAGAGGUCUACUUCAUCCGUCAGGUUGCAAUUUCUAGACUCCAAGUCACACUUCAACAACCUCCUCAGAGCUCACCGUCACUUUGGGUUUAAGCCCACACUCACUUUUGUUCCUUCCGCCAUUGCCACCCCUAAUUCUUCUCUCCUCAGCGAAGAAGCUUUUAAAGGUAUAGGUCGUGGCUUCGACGACGACGACGAUGCCCAAAACGACGACGACUUUGGCUUUUCCUCUGAAACCGACGCUUCUUCUCCUAACCCCGAUGAACUCGACAUUUCCAAGCUCGGUUUGCCCUCCCGCCUUGUCGAUUCACUCCGCAACCGUGGGAUUACCCAUCUUUUCCCCAUCCAGAGAGCCGUGUUAGUACCUGCACUAGAAGGUAGAGAUAUCAUUGCUCGGGCAAAGACUGGAACUGGGAAGACACUAGCAUUUGGGAUUCCAAUUCUAAAAGGUCUCAGUGAAGAUGAGCAUGCAAGUCCUCUCAGGCGGUCUGGUCGUCUUCCUAGAGCAUUGGUGCUUGCACCUACCAGGGAGUUAGCAAAGCAAGUGGACAAAGAGAUUAAAGAAUCUGCGCCUUAUCUAAACACAGUUUGUGUUUAUGGGGGCGUUUCUUAUGUUACCCAGCAAAGUGCUCUUACACGUGGCGUUGAUGUAGUGGUUGGAACUCCUGGUAGAAUAAUUGACCUUAUAAAUGGGAACAGCCUUAGACUGAAUGAGGUUCAGUAUUUGGUCCUCGAUGAAGCUGAUCAGAUGCUUGCUGUUGGGUUUGAGGAGGAUGUGGAAAUAAUUUUAGAUAAGCUCCCACCUAAGAGGCAGAGCAUGCUUUUUUCUGCAACCAUGCCGGCUUGGGUGAAGAAAUUGGCAAGAAAAAAUUUGGACAAUCCGUUGACAAUUGAUUUGGUUGGUGAUGAAGAAGAAAAGCUUGCUGAAGGGAUAAAACUUUAUGCUAUAUCAGCCACUGCCACUUCAAAGAGGACAAUUCUUUCUGAUCUUAUAACCGUUUAUGCAAAGGGUGGGAAGACUAUAGUUUUUACGCAGACAAAAAGAGAUGCUGAUGAAGUAUCAUUGGUAUUAACAAAUAGUAUAACUUCUGAAGCACUGCAUGGUGAUAUAUCCCAGCAUCAGAGAGAGAGAACAUUGAAUGGUUUCAGGCAAGGAAAAUUCACGGUGCUUGUUGCCACGGAUGUUGCAGCCCGUGGACUUGAUAUUCCCAAUGUUGAUUUGAUUAUCCAUUAUGAGCUUCCCAAUGAUCCUGAGACUUUCGUACAUCGCUCUGGUCGUACUGGGCGUGCAGGAAAAGAAGGCACUGCCAUUGUGAUGUACACCAGUAGCCAGAGGAGAACAGUUAGAUCCCUUGAGCGUGAUGUUGGCUCCAAAUUUGAAUUUGUUAGCGCGCCAGCUAUGGAAGAGAUUUUGGAGUCAUCUGCUGAGCAAGUUGUUGCCACACUUAAGGGAGUUCAUCCUGAGUCUGUUGCGUUUUUCACCCCAACUGCACAAAAACUGAUUGAAGAACAAGGAACAAGUGCCCUUGCAGCUGCACUAGCUCAGCUGAGUGGAUUCUCCCAACCUCCGUCCUCCCGGUCUCUUAUCAGCCAUGAACAGGGAUGGGUUACGUUGCAACUGACCCGAGAUGAUAAUUCUAAAAGAUUUUUUUCAGCAAGAUCAGUCACUGGGUUUCUUUCUGAUGUUUAUUCUGCAGCUGCUGAUGAAGUUGGAAAAAUACAUUUAAUUGCGGAUGAAAGGGUUCAAGGAGCCGUUUUUGAUCUUCCAGAGGACAUUGCUAAAGAGUUGCUUAACAAGGAAAUACCACCUGGAAACACUAUUUCCAAGAUCACCAAGUUACCUGCUCUGCAAGAUGAUGGACCUCCAGGUGAUUUCUAUGGGAAGUUUUCUGACAGAGAUCGAAGUAACCGAAGAGGUACAGGUUCUAGGGAUCGAAGAGGCUUUAAGACCUCACGGGGAUGGGAUGGGGGCCGAGACUCCGAUGAUGAGUUUGGUGAUCCGUUUAAGAGAGGUGGUAGAAAUGUUAGAACUGGCAACAGCUGGUCUCGAGCUGGAAAAAGCAGUGGCGAUGAUUGGCUAAUAGGAGGUAGACGACCAAGCAGGUCUUCAUCGUCAGACAGGUUAUAUUUUGGCGGGUCCUGUUUUGUUUGUGGGGAAUCUGGGCAUCGAGCAUCGGAUUGUCCAAAUAAGCGAGGCUUUUAGUUCCCACAUAUUUAUUUUGGGUGCCGCUUUGUUCCAAUACGUGAACUGGUGUCAUUGUUGUUGGCCUAAUGGGUUCAGGAAAAUUGGAAGCUGCUUUCGGAAAGAAUCAGAGUCGAUAUUAAUUUGCAUCUCACGGGUUGACGUAA
Messenger RNA from Gastrolobium bilobum, 2542 nucleotides. RefSeq names its product DEAD-box ATP-dependent RNA helicase 3, chloroplastic-like. The coding region runs from base 126 to 2396 and encodes 756 amino acids. The record is from RefSeq and is a predicted model, not a curated record. Gene Ontology annotation, molecular function: RNA binding; zinc ion binding; ATP binding. NCBI's taxonomy places the organism in Eukaryota, Viridiplantae, Streptophyta, Magnoliopsida, Fabales, Fabaceae. The transcript is spliced from 10 exons.